Molecule: messenger RNA, 1947 nt
Organism: Leptomonas pyrrhocoris
Lineage: Eukaryota; Euglenozoa; Kinetoplastea; Trypanosomatida; Trypanosomatidae
Exons: 1
Coding region: 349-1947 (532 amino acids)
Molecular function (GO): ATP binding; metal ion binding
Source: RefSeq, a predicted model, not a curated record
AGGUGGGUCUUUCCGCUCUCCGUACGAGUUUCGUGUAAACCAGAAGAAAGAGCCCUCUUUUCGUUGUUGUUUCUUUUGAACCCCAUCCUGCUCUCCGCCAUUACAUCCGUCUCUGAUAUUGGCUAUUCGUUUUCUCUGCUUUUCCCAAGCAAGCAUAACCAAAGAAGUCCAUUACCGCAGCAAAGGGAAAAAACUCUUUCCUUUUUUUCCUCUUUUUCUAAAUUAAAAACAAGACAGAAGAACAAGUGGAAUACAUUUACUUUUGUUAACAACAGUAAAAACACUUACAUUCAGUUUCUCUUCCCUCCCCCUCUCUUUACCCCUUCACCCCCCACUCAAUCUCACGUGAUGGAUGGCAAGGUCAUUGUUCUCUUGCGCAGCAGCAGCGUCGCGCGGGCACCGGUGUACCGCCACCUGCGCUCCCUCGGUGCUGUUCUCGUGCUCGUGCAUCCCUACCAGCCCAUGCCGGAGUUCGACGGUGUUUUUCAUCAUUGGCUGCAACUCGAAACAGACGACGUGGAGACCGUGCGCGUGGCACUGCGUGAAUUCCUGACCGCACAUCGCUUAGAACCAGACGCCAUCGUUUCCUUCGAUGAGUACGCCGUGCUCCAGGCUGCUGCGCUGGCUGUGGCCUUUCACCUUACCCCAGUGCCGCUGCCGCCGGCGGCGAUCCAGCAAAAUAACUUAAAGGACCGCUUCCGCCUCUUCUGUGCGGCGCACCAAAUCCACUCGCCUAAGUCGACGCGACUGCCGCUGUCGCGGUUGCUGUCACCCGAGGUGACGGAGAGAAUCGCGCAAGCGGACAAUACGGCUGACAGCGUGUUUGCGGACCUGCGCGCGGAAAUGCAAGACAUCAUUCUAGCCGCAUUAGCCGACGCCUCGCUGACGUUUCCAAUCGUGCUGAAACCAAGCCCCGGCGCCGGCAGCCUGCUGGCGCGGCUGUGCGCCGACAUCGACGAGGCCACGCGCCACGCCUGGUGCAUGUGGCGGACCCUCUCGAAUUACCCAGACACGAAGCACUUUCUCGCUGUGGUGCGUGGGGCAGGCGGUGGGGUUGCGUUUGCCGACUACGCUACUAUACCCUGCGUUCAAAUCCUUGCGGAGGAGUACAUCACCGGCCAAGAGGUGGACAUUGACUGCGUGGUGGAGCACGGCCGGGUGGUAUUUAGCUCCAUCUCCGACAACUUCGCGCCGGUACCUCCGUACUUCGCCGAGGUCGGAGGUCUCUGUCCUUCCGCCUUAGAAUUCGAGGGACAGCAGGCGUUGCGCGACCUGCUCGAAUCGUAUGUGGCGGCCUUUGGCGAUCAGCUGCACGGUGUCCUUCACUUUGAGGCGAAGUACAACAUUGCGCAACGCAGGGCGUACGUGAUUGAGGUCAACUGCCGACCUGGCAGCGCGGAGACGAACACGAUGAUCAACACGGUGUACCGUGAGAUGAGCCUCGGCGAGUCGCUCGUGCGGUGUGCGCUGCAGCAGCCGAUCCACGAGCAGCUCGCGCGUCUGUUUCCGGAGAUCGUGCUUCGUGCGCACGAACCAAACCAACCGCAGCAGCUCACCAACGAACACGCGGAGGUAGCGUCAAUGAAAGAAGAAGGCAAAGACGCGUCGACGAGCAAUGACGGCGACGAGGUGGUGAUCCCGAUGUGGCGUGCUCUCGGCGGCCCAGCUCGUGGCUUUUUCCCUCCGCAGUGCUGGGCGGCGUCGACAAACAUUUAUCCGCGCUGUGCCGGGGUGCUACGCAAGGUGCGGGCGCCAACCGAGGAUCCCUCGCUAGUCGCGUUGUCGGUGUCCGCGCGCCACGGCGACGUCGUCGCCCCACCGCCCAAGCGCUUUUAUUUGCUGUCGUGGAUAGUCGCUCACGGGAAAACGGCCGCGGAGGCAAAAGAUAACAUCGAGCGUUUGAUAGCGGCGUUUGUGCAGGAGGUUGAGCCGCAGUUGGAGGUGUAG